Messenger RNA from Hypoxylon fragiforme, 1856 nucleotides. Its product is annotated as Phosphoenolpyruvate/pyruvate domain-containing protein. Gene Ontology annotation, molecular function: aldehyde-lyase activity. Lineage: Eukaryota; Fungi; Ascomycota; Sordariomycetes; Xylariales; Hypoxylaceae. The record is from RefSeq and is a predicted model, not a curated record. The transcript is spliced from 5 exons. Gene Ontology annotation, cellular component: cytoplasm. The coding region runs from base 270 to 1205 and encodes 311 amino acids.
CUGUCUGGUAUGCCUUAUUCUACGUUCUAGAAUAAAGGAGCUACCCCGCUCUCGGUAGUUUGCUGCUACAAACGAGGGGGUAAUAGUAGUAGAGGAAGAGGAGGCAGAGGAUUCAACCCCGUAACCGCCCCGUAACCGGCUUCUCCUCAUAGAUUGGCUCUCCGUAUGGGUUGGAGUAUGAUACAUUAUUUCCCGAUGUGGAAGACUCUCCGUAAUGGUAUUUCUAAUGAAUAAGCCUCUGAUCAGCCGGGCCGGUAUAGCAAAGAUCGAUGGCAUUUAUAAAUCGAGUGGCUCCUUCGGCUAGGCGGGCGAAUUUUGGUGUCAAGUUCAAAUCGAUUAUACUCGGCCCUACUACCUGCGUGAAGACUCCGCCAUUGACGAGACUAUAUUCCAGUAUGUUGCAAGGAUGUGUAUUGAGGGACACGUUUGCGAAGAGUGAAAGAACUAGUAUAGGGGUCUGGCAGACAUUGCCUGGUCAGAAUGUGUCGAGGGUGUUGGCACGAGCCGGUGUAGAUUGGGUCAUGGUUGACUGCGAGCACGGAAACAUAGACGAUGCUGCAAUGCAUGAAGCUAUUCCAGCUAUCGCCAGCUGUGGAGUAAGCCCGAUCGUGAGAAUUCCAGAUAUGCAAGGGUGGAUGGUCAAGCGCGCACUAGAUGCUGGAGCGCAUGGCAUAUUGGUUCCGCUCCUUCGUUCCGCGGAGGAAGCCAAGAAGAUCGUCAGCGCAGCCAAGUUCCCGCCUCAAGGCCAGCGAGGACUAGGUUCUCCUUUCGCCAUGGAACGCUUCACCCCGGCCCCUAGUUUGACCGAAUACCUGCAGCAAGCAAACGAUUCACUUCUCACCAUGGUGCAGAUAGAGACGCAAGAGGCACUCGAUGCCGUGGAGGAAAUAGCCGCUAUCCCGGGCGUCGACGUGCUGUUUGUGGGGCCCUUCGAUUUGGGCAAUAACAUUGGUCAUCCCAUAAUAGACGGGGUCAUGAAGCCUGAACUAGACCAAGCGAUCGACCGAAUCUUAUCGGCGACUAUCAAGGCGGGCAAAAAGUGCGGCUUCUUCGCCACAAGUGGAGAGCAGGCGAAGGUGUACGCUGAUAAGGGGUUUCAUAUGAUAAGUGCUGCUCUUGACACGACACUGUUGCAAGCCUCGCUUAGCGUGUCGUUGAGUACUGCUCGAGGGCAGCAGGCGCCGAAAGCUGUUGGUAGAUAUUGAUGAUAUCUGCCCAGUCCUUAGCCCUACUAGUUAUCAUAUGUAGGAACGAUAAUUCGUUCAGAUUUCCGUUUGCCCGACCCGACGUCAUGGUAAAGCUUCAUGUGUUUGAGAUUGGUUAUUGAUAUUGCAUGUUCGUAGCCAAUGGAUAUACCUAGUAUUCGUCUCCAGCCAGACUCCUAUGACUCUUCAACGAGGUCCAUUUUGGCCUUGACCUGGUCGGUAGUAAAUCGAUGCAUAAGCUUGACUGCUUUUGAAGCUGAGUCUGGAUGUUCCUCGGGAGCUGAAGAUUUGUUGAUGUGAAUCACAGGAACAUCAAACUCAUACAAAUCCCUCCAUCUCGGCUUGAAAUCAGACUUGAUUAUAUCUAUCUCCUUAAAUUGGAAGGGCCGGGAGUCCCAUACGUUGGAGAGAACCGACCUGGCUUCAGUGCAGAGGCCGCAGUUUUCACGAGUAAAGAGUGUGAUCCUGCAACUCUGAAGUAGCCUGCACGUAGCUCUCAUCUUGAAGUUUGUGUACUACCUAAAGAGCAUUAAAAGAGAGAAGAAUCCGCUUGUACGUAGGCCUUUUAUAUAAAUAAUAGAUAAAUAAGAUUCGAAGGGGUCGUAUGAGAUUUAAUCGUAUGAUGUUUAGCUCAGCUUCAUGAGUUAAUGC